Aspergillus wentii DTO 134E9 is the source of this 1088-nucleotide messenger RNA. RefSeq names its product eukaryotic translation initiation factor 3 subunit J. The transcript is spliced from 3 exons. The record is from RefSeq and is a predicted model, not a curated record. Bases 19 to 819 code for a protein of 266 amino acids. Gene Ontology annotation, molecular function: translation initiation factor activity. Gene Ontology annotation, cellular component: cytoplasm; eukaryotic translation initiation factor 3 complex. Lineage: Eukaryota; Fungi; Ascomycota; Eurotiomycetes; Eurotiales; Aspergillaceae.
UUUUUUUUUUUUUUGACGAUGCCUCCUUCAAAGUGGGAUGAGGAAGAGGAGAGUUCCUCCCCUCCUCCUAUUGUCCACCGACGUAACAAGUUUGAGGACGAGGAGGAAGAAGAUGUCCUCGACUCCUGGGAUGCCGCCGAAGACUCCGAGGUCGAACGCGAAAAGGCAGCCAAAGCCGCCGAAGCCAAGGCUAAGGCCGACGCUGAAGCCGCUGCAAACAAGAAGAGCAAGGCACAGCGGGUAGAGGAACACCGGGAGCAACGACGACGACAGGCAGCUGAGGCCGAAUCCGACAGCGAGGAGGAUGAGGCGGAGCGAAGGGCCCGUCUGCGCCGCACGGAGAAGGACUCGGAUCUUAUGCACGCUGCCGACCUCAUUGGCGACAUCGACAUCAACCGCAUGGCCAACCGCAGCGCUGCCCCCAAGGCCGUUGUCGUCGGAGACUCGGCUGACCCCACGAACGCCGUCGACCUGUCCGCCAUGCCGCUGUUCAAGCCCACCACCAAGGACCAGUUCGCCAAGCUCACCUCUACUAUCGCUCCGCUGCUGACGGCGCAGUCGAAGAAGCCCCAAUACGCCCUGUGGGCGCAGGAGUUUGUCAAGCAGCUCGUCAAGGAAUUGCCCAGUACCGAGGUGAAGAAGAUCUCCAGUGCUUUGACGACCAUGAGCAACGAGAAGAUGAGGGAGGAGCGUGCGGCCGACAAGGGUAGCAAGAAGACCAAAGCUGCCAAGACCAAGGUUUCGCUGGUCGCUUCUAGGGACAACCAGAUCGAUUCCAACACUUACGAUGAUGGUUUGGAUGAUGAUGACUUCAUGUGAUUGAUUGAUAUAAAAACAAAGAUCCCACCCACGUAUGCGGUCUAUGGGCAAGGGGGUUUCUCUUUUUUUUACUACUUUUCUUCCCAUUUUCCUCUGCGGAGUAUAACAACCUAUGUUUUCUAUGUUUAUGCUAAUUGGAAUGGACAGUCCAACAACUUCUUUUCUCAUUUUAUCCUACUGUCCUCUUGAUAUCAUCUUUUCGUCCCAAUAGAUCAUCUACACCGUUUUUUUCAAUUUUAUGAUUUGUAACCAUACUUUGUAUUCCACCC